GACACACACUGAAUCACACGACAGGAUGGUGUUCUCGGUGUUGCUUGCUGCUUACGCACUGGCAUUGCUGGCGUUCACCAUCGCCACUCUGCAUGGAUCCAUGCAGAGGCGGAAGCCUAUUUCCAGCAGCGCCGCCGCCGCUGCUCCCAGCAGACCGCCGCCUCCUGGCCCCGCCGGCCACCCACUCCUCGGCAGCCUACUCUACGUCAUCGGCCCUCUCCGCCACAACCCUCACCGGAGCCUCGUCGCCCUCGCCGAAGCCUACGGGCCCAUCGUGUACCUCCGGCUCGGCCUGACCCGCGCCAUGGCCGUGAUCUCCUCCGCCGCCAUCGCGCACGAAGCCCUCGCGAAGAACGACGCGGCGCUCGCGGCCCGCCUCGUCCCGGACAACGUGCGCGCGCUGUCGUACGGCGCCACGUCCAUGGUCUUCCUCCCGAGCUCCGACCAGCUGUGGCGGCAGCUCCGCGUCCUGAUCGGCGCCGGCUUCUCCUCCAGCCACGGCCUCGAGGCCAUCCGCCCCGUCCUGGACCGCCGCGCCCAACAGCUCGCCGAGCACGUGAGGGCGUGCUCCGGCUCCGGUGCCGGCACGCCGGUGAACAUCCGGGAGGCCGUGAACGGCACGGUGCUCAACGUCGUGUCGAACGUCCUCUUCUCCGAGGACGUCGUGGACCUGCGUGAUGACCAGAAGCAGGCACAGUCGUUCAAGAGCCUCGUCGUGCCCGUGCUCGAGGAAUGGUCCAAGCCCAGCGUCUCCGACGCCUUCCCUUUCCUGGCGCCGCUGGAACACCUCCUCGGCUCGCGCCGCCGCAUCUCCACGCACCUAGCCAAGCUGUUCAGGUUCUUUGAUGAAGUGAUCAUUGAGAAACGGUUAGCUUCCGGCAAGAAGCACAAUGACAUCUUGGAUAUCCUCCUCUCCAAGAUGGCCAUGUCCAAGCUCACGCGCCAACAGAUCACUACAUUUCUAACAGAUAUGUUCAUCGCGGCGAGUGACACGAGCACGGUGACGGUGCAAUGGGCGAUGGCGGAGCUGCUUCACCACCCAGACAAGAUGGCGAAGGUGAAGGCUGAGCUUGCUGAGCAACUAGGGUUUAAAGGUUUCGUCACGGAGAGCGACCUCAGCAAGCUGCCGUACCUCCAUGCCGUGGUGAAGGAGACACUUCGUCUCCACCCAGCAGUGCCUCUGAUACCGCGUGAGGUGGUUGCAGACGACGGCGUGUUUCUAGGUGGAUUCCAUGUGCCGAAAGGGACGGGCAUCGUCGUCAACCUGUGGGCGAUUGGAAGGGACGAGAACGCCUGGCCUCGUCCCCAGGAGUUCAUCCCGGAGAGGUUCUUGGCUGCUGGCCAGGAGGUGCACUCGUCAAUGGUGAAAGAGGCGUAUCGGCCGUUUGGUGCCGGGCGAAGGGUGUGCCCUGGAAUGGAGUACACCGCCAGGUCUGUGCCGUUGCUGUUGGCAUCGAUUCUGCACAGAAAUGAGUGGAGACUACCUGCUGAUGGUGAUGGGGUUGGAUUGGAGGGCAUGGACCUCAGGGACCGCUAUGGCACCGUGCUGAAUCCCGCGACCCCCUUGCAUGCUGUGCUGGUGUCUACCGUGUGAUGUGUUGGUCUACAUGUAACACAUCGUAAGGGGGAAAAAUAAAGUGGGAACAAGUAUGUAUGUCUAUAUAUGUUUUGUACCACAGGCAAAUAAUAGAUGUAUAUCACGCGUAGGAUCCAGGAGGCUAGCACACAAGACGACACAUAUUAAUACUUGUUUAUUUAGGUAGAUAAUAUGUGUCCUAUAUAAUCCAGUGUAUGAUGAUGCUUGUAUUGCUUAUGUGGUGUACUGGUUAGGGAGGGUGUGAUUGUGUUGUCCCUUCUUAUAUAGUUAAGAGGGAUAGUGUUAUAGAUGAAGUCCCUUCUUUAUCGCUUUACAGGUUACUUUUGUAAUUGGUUAUAGUAUAAUCUCAAUCUAGUCGAUUUCAAGGAGUCA
Molecule: messenger RNA, 1969 nt
Organism: Sorghum bicolor (sorghum)
Lineage: Eukaryota; Viridiplantae; Streptophyta; Magnoliopsida; Poales; Poaceae
Product: cytochrome P450 76M5
Exons: 2
Coding region: 26-1594 (522 amino acids)
Molecular function (GO): iron ion binding; oxidoreductase activity, acting on paired donors, with incorporation or reduction of molecular oxygen; monooxygenase activity
Source: RefSeq, a predicted model, not a curated record